Messenger RNA from Onthophagus taurus, 1656 nucleotides. RefSeq names its product isocitrate dehydrogenase [NADP], mitochondrial. NCBI's taxonomy places the organism in Eukaryota, Metazoa, Arthropoda, Insecta, Coleoptera, Scarabaeidae. Gene Ontology annotation, molecular function: magnesium ion binding; isocitrate dehydrogenase (NADP+) activity; NAD binding. Gene Ontology annotation, biological process: isocitrate metabolic process; NADP+ metabolic process. The record is from RefSeq and is a predicted model, not a curated record. Gene Ontology annotation, cellular component: mitochondrion.
UGAGAUACGCUGAGGCAAACGACGUUCGUUAAUUUUCGAAGAAAAUCGGACUCCCACAUUUAAUCCCGCCUGCCUUUUAAUAUGUAGUACAGUGCCAGUGUCGAGAGCUGCAUUGCCUCGCGAGUCCAUUCAGAAGAUUCAGCGAGCAGCUCUCUUUCGGUUCUUGUAGUCAAAUCGAAAUUUGGAAAAGUGAAGAGGUUAGAAUGGCAGGAACUUUAACGAAAUUUUCAAGGGUUUUUAACCAAGCUACCCAAAAACAAGGUCUUUUUACCUCGUCCACGCUAUCCAACAGGAAGUAUGGAUCAAAAUCAAGGGUUGUGGCCAAAAAUCCUAUCGUUGAAAUGGACGGGGAUGAAAUGACAAGAAUUAUUUGGGAAAAAAUUAAAGAGCGUCUCAUUUUUCCAUACGUAAAAGUCGAAUGUUUAUACUACGAUUUAGGAUUACCCUACAGAGAUCAGACUGAUGAUCAAGUAACGAUUGAUGCUGCAAACGCAAUUUUAAAACACAACGUUGGAAUAAAAUGCGCAACAAUAACCCCAGAUGAACAAAGAGUAGAGGAGUUUAAAUUAAAGAAAAUGUGGUUGUCUCCAAACGGAACCAUCAGAAAUAUUUUGGGUGGUACCGUUUUUAGGGAGCCGAUUCUUUGUAAAAAUAUACCUAAAUUGGUACCUGGAUGGACUCAACCUAUCGUUAUUGGUCGUCACGCUCACGGUGAUCAAUACAAAGCCAAAGAUUUCGUUGUGGAUCGCCCAGGAAAAGUUGAAUUGGUAUUCACCGAUAACAAAGGUACCGUUCAAAAAUACGAUCUUUUCAAUUAUAAAGGAGGAGGUGUUGCAAUGGGAAUGUACAACACCGACGAAAGUAUAAGCGCUUUCGCUCACUCAUCAUUCCAAGUGGCCUUAGGAAAAGGAUGGCCUUUGUACUUAUCCACGAAAAACACAAUUUUGAAAAAAUACGACGGACGUUUCAAAGAUAUUUUCCAAGAAAUUUAUGAUAAACAAUACAAACCACAAUUUGAAAAGAAAAAGAUUUGGUACGAACACCGUCUUAUUGAUGAUAUGGUAGCCCAAGCGUUAAAAUCAAACGGCGGAUUUGUUUGGGCUUGCAAAAAUUAUGACGGUGAUGUCCAAUCGGAUAUCGUAGCCCAAGGUUAUGGAUCAUUAGGUAUGAUGACUUCCGUGCUUAUGUGCCCAGACGGAAAAACAAUCGAAUCUGAAGCCGCACAUGGAACGGUAACAAGACAUUAUAGGCAGCACCAAAAGGGGGAACAAACCUCCACAAAUCCAAUCGCUUCUAUUUUCGCAUGGACGCGCGGUUUAGAACAUAGAGCUAAAUUGGACGGAACACCAGAUUUAGCGAAUUUCGCACAAACCUUAGAAACCGCAUGCGUUGAUACCGUUGAAGAUGGAAAAAUGACCAAAGAUUUAGCGGCGUCUAUCCAUGGAUUGAAAAAUCUUAAAGACGGAAUGUUCCUUAAUACUCAAGAUUUCUUGGAAGCUAUCGCUGAAAGAUUAGAAAGGUCUGUGGAAAAAGGAGUAAAUAGGAUUUAGAUUAAAUUAAUGUAAUAAAAAAAUUGAGUUGUAAUUUUCCGAUGUCUGAAUAGUAAAAAAAACUGUUUUCUAGGUAUUUUUUUAAUAAUAAACAAUUCCCUUAUUA